AUGAGUAAGCACCCUGACCCCACUCCAAUCCGUUUCUUCAAGAUUAUUCCUGGAACAAGUCUUCAAGAAGGAAAGCUGAGGAUCCCAAAAAAAUUCAUUAGGAAAUAUGGUGGUGACAUGUCAAACCCAAUGUUUCUUAAGCCUCCAGAUGGCACUAAAUGGGAAGUAUUUUGGACUGAAAAUGAUGGUGAUAUUUGGCUUCAAAAAUCAAGAUCUGACACAAGUGGAGGUGUGGAGAGAAGAUCCACUGAGCAAAAUCCGCCUCAUCAUGCCCAAACUGAAGGCACAAACUUUGAGAAGUCUAAGUUUGCAUCUGUAAAGAAAGAAUCGGAUGGAUUUCCUUUCCGUGGCACUCAAUAUGGGCAACCACCAUGCCAGAACACUAGACUGAAAUCACCAGUGGCUUGUCCUCAAUCACGUAACAAAUUGAAAACUAGCACAAGAUCAGGUGAUCGGUCUCAAGGGACAAACUUUGGUAAAUCUAAAAUGGCAGCUGUCAAGAAAGAAUUGGAUGAGGAUGUGGAUGGUACCUCCCCCAACACAAAUGGAGCUCUGAAAGAAGCUGAUAAAUUUGCCUCAGAAAAUCCCUUUUUCACAGUCAAAGUGAGGCCGGGAAGUAGACCG
Molecule: messenger RNA, 624 nt
Organism: Gastrolobium bilobum
Lineage: Eukaryota; Viridiplantae; Streptophyta; Magnoliopsida; Fabales; Fabaceae
Exons: 4
Source: RefSeq, a predicted model, not a curated record